GAAGUACGAGGGUAUCGCCCGGCAAGAGGGAAGGCGACAGGCCUUCUGGCCUCUUCUCGAGGAUGCCGCCGCCUCCUCGUCGUCGGCGACGACGUGGAUGUACGCGCUUCUCGACGAGGGUAGUCUACUGCCGGACACCAGCAGUGACGUCGUCGAGAAUAAUGACUCGGUGGCCGCCGCAAGCGAUGGCGCCUGCGUGAACGACCGCAUGCUGCAUUAUCAUCAACACCAGCAUCAGCAGCAUCCUCAUCAGCAACAACAACAUCAGCAACAACAACAACAACAGCAGCAGCAGCAGCAACAGCAACGUCAUCAUCAUCAUCAUCAUCAGCUGCAGCAACAGCAGCAGCAUCAUCCGUCGGCGGGGUCAGAACUGGACGAUUUCCUGCGAUACCGCGGUACCGGAACCACGACCGGACAGAGACAAGAGGAGAUGGUGGCGCAGGAAAUGGCACAGGGCUACACGCAGCUCCUGCACUCGGCGGCGGCGGUGCCGGCCCAGGAGACGCCGGAAUACAUCUCGCUGGAGGAGCUACAGCCGCGCAUCCACCAUCAGGAGCAUCACCGCACCGUGCACGACACCUGCACGCAACUGGCCACGUCCGCCUCGCAACUCUAUCAUCAGCAUCAUCAGCAUCAGCAACAGCAGCAGCGAAACGGCGGCCAGCAGCAGCAACACCAACGAGAUUAUUAUAAUCUCUCGUCCGUGCAAAGUUCGUGCCCCACGGUUUAUUUCGGCGAGAUAGGCACGGGUUCUGGGGUGGGAGAGCUAACCACCGCCUCGGCGGGGGGUGGUGGCGAAGGUCUCGCCCCGACUCCAACCCCCGCCAGCAGCAGCAGCGGCAGUACCGCCAGUACCACCACCACCCCCAGCAGCCCAAGCACGACCACUACAACUACCACCACCACCACCUCCACCAGCAGCACCGCCACCAUCCCACAGGUUGCAACGGGGGCUGAACCGCCCCAGCACAUGGAGACACCCCCGACGAUGGUCCCCGACCAGCAGGCACCCGCCUCCGGCCAUCACUAUCACCACCAUCACCACCAUCAUCAUCAUCAUCAUCGGCAUCAUCGUAGCACGUCUACCACGCCUAGCCAUGGACCGGCGACCGACACCUCCGACGAGUUUGCACCGGUUUCCAGGAAGCGGAAGCUUUCUUGCCACGUUGGAAGCGAUCUCUUGGACGACCUGGGAGACGACGCUAAAUCAGUUCGCACAAAUGACGACAGUAAGAAGCAGAACCACAGCGAAAUUGAGAAGCGCAGGAGGGAUAAGAUGAACACGUACAUCACCGAGCUGUCGGCGAUGGUACCGAUGUGCCACGCGAUGUCGCGGAAGCUGGACAAGCUGACCGUGCUGCGAAUGGCAGUUCAACACCUCAAGACUAUCCUCGGCGCGGUUACCUCAUACACGGAAGGUCACUACAAGCCCGCGUUCCUCACCGAUCAGGAACUCAAGACGCUCAUACUUCAAGCUGCGGAGGGCUUCGUCUUCGUGGUGGGCUGCGAUCGCGGAAGAAUUCUCUACGUGUCCGAGUCCGUCUCGCAAACUCUCAAUUAUUCUCAGGGCGACUUGCUGGGUCAAAGUUGGUUCGACAUCCUGCACCCCAAGGACGUUGCGAAAGUAAAGGAGCAGCUCUCGUCCUCCGAUCUCAGUCCGAGGGAACGACUGAUCGACGCGAAAACCAUGUUACCGGUGAAAACCGACGUACCCCAGGGCGUAUCACGACUUUGCCCCGGUGCGCGGAGAUCUUUCUUCUGUCGGAUGAAGCGUAAAGUCGACGGGAUCCGUUGCGGUGAGAUGCAGGUGAAGGAGGAAGCCGACACCGCCGCUGGCUGCCACAGGCGAAAGAAGCAACAAAACGUAGAUUGGAAGUAUUGCGUGAUUCAGUGCACGGGUUACUUGAAGUCCUGGGCGCCCGCGAAGAUCGGCCUCGAAGAGCAGGAGGGCGACGUCGACGAAACUUGCAAUUUGUCUUGCUUGGUAGCGGUCGGCCGGGUCCAAACGGCGAUAUCGACGGCCACGUUGUCAUCGAGAAAGCCUCAUUCAAGGCCCAUACAGUUCGUCUCGCGACACGCGAUGGACGGCAAAUUUCUGUUCGUGGACCAAAGAGCUACUCCAGUAUUGGGAUUUCUACCUCAGGAACUGCUGGGUACCAGUAUGUACGAAUACUAUCACCACGAUGACAUUCCUCACCUGGCAGAAUCUCACAAAGCCGCGUUGCAGACUUCCGAACGCGUUACCACGCAGAUCUACAGGUUUAGGAGCAAGGGCGGGAACUUUGUGCGGUUGCAGUCUGAGUGGAAGUCCUUCAGGAACCCGUGGACCAAAGACAUCGAGUACCUAAUCGCCAAGAAUUCCGCUAUCUUGUAA
Temnothorax curvispinosus is the source of this 2377-nucleotide messenger RNA. RefSeq names its product protein cycle (gene cyc). Gene Ontology annotation, molecular function: RNA polymerase II cis-regulatory region sequence-specific DNA binding; DNA-binding transcription factor activity, RNA polymerase II-specific; protein dimerization activity. Gene Ontology annotation, cellular component: transcription regulator complex; aryl hydrocarbon receptor complex; cytoplasm. NCBI's taxonomy places the organism in Eukaryota, Metazoa, Arthropoda, Insecta, Hymenoptera, Formicidae. The coding region runs from base 98 to 2377 and encodes 759 amino acids. The transcript has 11 exons. The record is from RefSeq and is a predicted model, not a curated record. Gene Ontology annotation, biological process: regulation of transcription by RNA polymerase II.